Biomphalaria glabrata is the source of this 890-nucleotide messenger RNA. RefSeq names its product 39S ribosomal protein L53, mitochondrial-like. Gene Ontology annotation, cellular component: mitochondrial large ribosomal subunit. The coding region runs from base 46 to 438 and encodes 130 amino acids. The record is from RefSeq and is a predicted model, not a curated record. The transcript has 3 exons. NCBI's taxonomy places the organism in Eukaryota, Metazoa, Mollusca, Gastropoda, Planorbidae.
AAACAUGAUAGUUGGCAGGGUUUACAACCAUAUAAUAAUCUAAUCAUGGCGUUCGCUAUAAGAAAAGCCACAACAUACCUCAUCAAAAGAAUGCAUCUUCGCCCCGUGAGAAGAGUAAAAUUUACUUUCGAUCCUUAUAUGAAAAACGCAGUCUCUAUAAGAGAUGUGGCUUCAACUCUACACAUGCCUGAUAUUUUAGAAACAAAUCAAGGAACGUUACUUAAAUUUGACAUCAAAUCAGAUCGUUCAGAGCCACAGAUGGAUGUUGAAUUCAAUGAUGGUCACAAGUUAAUUUUCAAAACUGGUCACCUGACUCAAUUAGAAAUUUUAGACUACCUCUAUGAGUUAGUUGAUGAAAAAGAUCCCAAGAAAUCAGAAGGUCCUGAAAUUGCCACAAAGAGUUCCAAGAUAGGGAAAAUGAAAGGCAAAAAGAAAUAGUUGUUUUCAUAUUCUCAUUGAAAAUGUGAAGUUGUAUUUGUGUAUGUGUGUGUGUGGUAAGUGCACCAGUAUUGAGCUGAAAGCAAUCAUGUUGGCAUUAGAAGAAAAAUUGUUGGUAAUUAUCUGCCCAUAAAUAUAAACAAAUGUUUCUUUAUUUUGUUUUGAGACAGAUCCUGUAAUGUAGGAAAGAGAUUUUAAGCUUAGUAUUAUCCUAUGCUAUUGUUUGUUGAAACUUAAAAGAAAACAUUAAAAAAAAAAAAAAGACUCUUUUCUGUUGAAAGAAUUGUAAUCUGUAUGAUCAUUUAAAAAAAAAAAAGAACUUUAGUUAAUGCUUACAUAGUACAAUUCUUGUUUUAUGUGAUGCAUUUAGUCAACAAGUUUUUUGUAUGCAUUACAUUUUUUGUAUUUUUACUGUGAUCAUAAAUAUAUUUAAUUAAAAGAAUUUUAAAAUA